GUAGCCCAUGAGCCAGUCCCAGCGGAAUAAAUACCCAGAGUGUAAUUGUGAUAAUCGAAUCCCAAUUUGUUGCUCAAUUGAUUUCGGAUUAUAGAACUGCUUCAAAUAAUCCCUUUACCGCCUCGUUCACCAAUUGCAUAAAUUACCACAUCGAAAUGGCACCCCGACGUGGUGGAACUACCGACAAUUGUCCCCCCAUCAGGCAGAAUAACGCCACCCCCAAGACAAUUUUCUUCUACCCAGAGGAGGAAGAGGAAGAGGAACUUCUGCAGCAAGUGCUCCAGAUUCUUGAAACAAGCUUGGAUGAGAGGAUUGCGGCUAGGGCAUUCCCAACGCCCCCACCAACACCCAGCGUCAGUGAUGAUAAUUUGGGAGAGGAGGUGGAGAGUCUAGAGGUUUCAGCCCAGAGUCAGAACAAGGGUCACAGGGGUCAGAUUGAGGGUCAGAAUAACGGUCUCGCGGGUGCGCCUAGGAAGUACAAGCCCUGGUGGUGCUUCAAAUGUCAUGGAUUUGGUCACAAGUUCAGGUAUUGUCCAGUGACUUACUGGAGGAUUCCAUUCUGCAAAAUAUGUGGGCUGUGGAGCUACGAACUCCUGGAGCGAUCGUGCCCCAACCUGAAGGAUCCUCGACAUCGACAAAACCGUUAUCAGAGGAAAUAAUUCACACAUGAAAGAAUUUAAUAGAAAAACCUAGCGAAUUCAUUAGACAAUUCUAUUGGAUUUGGAUAUUGAGCUUUCUAUUAGU
Diachasma alloeum is the source of this 744-nucleotide messenger RNA. RefSeq lists its product as uncharacterized. Gene Ontology annotation, molecular function: nucleic acid binding; zinc ion binding. Bases 156 to 659 code for a protein of 167 amino acids. The transcript has 2 exons. Lineage: Eukaryota; Metazoa; Arthropoda; Insecta; Hymenoptera; Braconidae. The record is from RefSeq and is a predicted model, not a curated record.